CAAAAAGAAUGGGAAAGAUGAACUUUGUGGAGAUGCGUACAUUCUGGCACAUUUUUCGAAGUUUUGAUAGAAUGUGGACAUUCCUUGUUCUGGCAUUACAGGUCAUGAUCACUGUUGCUUGGAAUGGAUGUGAGUCCCUAGAGGAUAUUUAUCAAAAGGAUAUAAUACCAAUGGCAAAUGCACAUACUGCGAACGACGCAGCUGCCGCUCAGCAAAGCGUAAAAGCUAAUCGGCUAUCCAUUCCGGUUGAAGCGGCAGCCAUGAGUCGCCUGUGUGAAUAUUUGAAAAGAAUAGACAACACAGAAAGUUACAAAAAUCGGAAAGAUUAAAUA
Molecule: messenger RNA, 332 nt
Organism: Cryptomeria japonica (Japanese cedar)
Lineage: Eukaryota; Viridiplantae; Streptophyta; Pinopsida; Cupressales; Cupressaceae
Exons: 2
Coding region: 9-329 (106 amino acids)
Cellular component (GO): plasma membrane
Molecular function (GO): glucosyltransferase activity
Source: RefSeq, a predicted model, not a curated record